AUGUCUAAUGAAGUGCAACCCGGCGGCGUUCUUUCGCCCAGCGAAGACGACCCACGCCCAACAGAUGAUGCUGGUUCCCGUUCCAAGACCGAAACCCGCAGCCCCAGGGCUGUAAAGUAUAUCAAAGGCACUGUUCUAGGGCGCGGAGGCUAUGGAACCGUCUACAAGGUCCGGCGUGUGAGUGACGGUAUGAUCUUUGCGGGCAAGGCCUCCAAGUCGCUACGGGGUCUAGAGCACGAGGCCAACGCCCUGCGAUCUCUCAACCACGAAAACAUCUUGAGGCUCGUCGAGCUGUACAGGGAUCCCGAAAAUCCGUCUGCCGCGAUCCUCAUAACCGAAUGGUGUCCGUAUGGGACCCUCCAGGAGCGCAUCGACCAGGCGACGCCCAACAUGGACAAGUCUGAGAUCAAGCAGGUCAUGAUCCAGAUCUCGGACGCCCUGACCUACCUGCACGACGAAAAGAGACUAUAUCAUCGGGACGUCAAGCCGCGAAACAUCCUCAUCCGCGGCCUACAUCCCUUCUCUGUCAUCCUCGCCGACUGCGGGGACGUGCGCCGGCUCGAAAGCAAGGGCUCUCUCCGCGGCACGCCGCAAUACUACUCCCCGGAGAUCUUGCAGUACAAGCGCCACUACGGCAGCGGGGACGACGUCUGGGCCUUGGGCGUCACGCUGGCGGGCAUGCUGCGGCAGUGCCCGCAGUUCCGCCUGUCGGAUAAGAUCGUCACAAACAACAACGACGACGCCGCUGAGGAGCUGCGCAAGUGGCCGCACCGCUUGCAGAAUCAUGUGCAGCAGCUUCUGGCGCUGAACCCGCGACACUGGCUUGUGCGCACCAUGGCCGAGAUGUUGGCUUGGGAAGUGGACGAGAGGAUAUCGGCUGCAGCUUGCGCGGAGGCAUUCCGGGUCCUGAACGAAGAGAGCAUGGGUGAACCUGGUAAGCCUUGGGACUUUGGCAUCGCAUCGCCCGAGGGCUUCAAGCCGAUUUCCUUUUGGUGA
Molecule: messenger RNA, 996 nt
Organism: Purpureocillium takamizusanense
Lineage: Eukaryota; Fungi; Ascomycota; Sordariomycetes; Hypocreales; Ophiocordycipitaceae
Product: Non-specific serine/threonine protein kinase
Exons: 2
Coding region: 1-996 (331 amino acids)
Biological process (GO): mitotic DNA damage checkpoint signaling; protein phosphorylation
Cellular component (GO): nucleus; cytoplasm
Molecular function (GO): ATP binding; protein serine/threonine kinase activity
Source: RefSeq, a predicted model, not a curated record